Molecule: messenger RNA, 1521 nt
Organism: Polychytrium aggregatum
Lineage: Eukaryota; Fungi; Chytridiomycota; Chytridiomycetes; Polychytriales
Product: alkaline-phosphatase-like protein
Exons: 7
Coding region: 36-1424 (462 amino acids)
Biological process (GO): nucleoside triphosphate metabolic process
Molecular function (GO): ribonucleoside triphosphate phosphatase activity; nucleoside triphosphate diphosphatase activity
Source: RefSeq, a predicted model, not a curated record
CCUUCCCCAUCUCUACCGUCGCCCGCCACUCAUCUAUGAGCAGUCCUCCAAGAAACCGCCCGACAGGCUCCGAAGAGGAGGAGCAGGGCCUCCUGAACGACGAGACCGAUUCCCUCGAGUCGUUCUCGCAGUGGCCCAGACCGCUGCAGCCGCUCAUUCGGCAGUUCAGUCUCCGUUCCAAGGCCUUCUUCUGGGCCCUGGCUGCCCUGUCGUCUUUUUUCAUCGUCCUCUUUUUCUUUGCCCUGCGCUCGUCCUACGACGAGACUGUUAUCUUGGUCUCGCUGGACGGAUUCCGGGCGGACUAUUUCAGCCGCGACCUCUCCAAAACCCUGACACAGCUCAGCCGAGACGGCGUCAGGGCCGAGUACUUGAAAUCCUGCUUCCCGUCCAUCACCUUCCCGAACCACUACUCGAUCGUGACGGGACUCUAUCCCGAAGCCCACGGCAUCGUCUCCAACGUUUUCUAUGAUCCCGAUCUGAACGAAACCUUUGUCUACACGGAUCCCGCCAAGAGCAGCGAGGGCUACUGGUGGGGCGGAGAGCCAAUCUGGAUCACCGCUGUGAAGCAAGGCAAAAAAGCAGCCUCGUGCAUGUACGUCGGCGGCAACGCCGAAAUCAAGGGAUAUCGGCCCACAUAUCACCGCGAUUACGAUUCGCACGUCACUCUGGCCGAAAAGGUCGACACUGUCCUCGGCUGGAUCGACCUGCCCAAGCGCAAGCGGCCCGUUUUCAUCGCCAUGUACAUCGCCGACGUCGAUUCGGCGGGCCACCAGUUCGGCCCGGGUUCUGCCGAGGUCAACGACGCCAUCAAGCGAGUAGAUGUUGCCCUCCACCAGCUCGUUGAGGGAAUCCGAUCCCGAGGGCUGUCUCACAAGGUCAACAUCGUUGUCGUCAGCGAUCAUGGCAUGGCUCAGGUGCAGCGCGACCGAGUGGUCUAUCUCGACGACUAUAUCGACCCCGAUCUUGUUCGGGUCGAAAACAAUGGCCCGAUCCUGACGCUCGAGCCUCUGGAUGCCUCCGAUCAAGGUAGAAUCUAUCGCACCCUGAAGAAAGCCGCGAGCGAAGAUGGCUUCUGGAACAUCUGGCACAGAGAAGAUGUUCCCGCAGAGUACCACUACUCCAACAACAAGCGCAUCGGCUCGCUUGUGCUCGUCGGCGACGUGGGAUCUCUCUUCACCUUCCGGGACAAGCAACAUGCCUCCACGAUUCCCCAGGGUGCUCACGGCUACAACAACAGCGCUCCCGAGAUGCAUGCCAUCUUUGUCGCCAGCGGUCCGUCCUUCAAGCCCUUCAAGAGUCGCGAGCCUCAUCCUCCAUUUUCCAACGUCGAGAUCUACAACAUCAUCGCCCGGAUCCUCCGUCUCGACCCGGCCCCAAACAACGGCACCAAGGGCGGUGCGCACCCCAGCGCCUAUCUUCUGUAGCUUGUGAGCGAAUUGCGCACACAUGCACAUAUACCGGACCCUGAGAGAUGUGAUGCUCCAAUACAGCACUCCGCGGCGGUGCUCUUGUCCAUCCGAA